CAUUCCUUACUCUGUAAGAACAUGUAUGAACCCCUGGAGAAAUUGCAGAGUUGGAUGAAGGCUCUUAAACUGUCAUCCGUCAAAGAUAACAGAUCCAGCUUUAGCUCACUUCUCUGCAGCUUGCUAAUGAGGUCGACGGGGUCGAUGAAGAAGGACCAGUUACUGGCUACGUUAAUCGCUAAUACGCUAAUCGCAGCUGAUCCUUUUCUGAAUCGAAGAUUGCGGGUAAAUCGUUGUGUUUCCUUAGCAAAACAACUCUAGAGUAGGAGACCCCCUUGAAGAAAUCGAACAUUGUGCCAUAUUUCAUAAAGGUAGUGAAACAGCUGCAAAUCCCUGUUUGUCUACGGCUAAGAGGAAAAAACAAAGAACAGAGGAAGUUAAAGAACACAAAGGAAAGCCUGACUCAUUUUUAAGUGUGAAUUCAUCAUUCAUUUACUGAUGCAACUAGCCGUGAACAACACAUCCACUUCGGCUUCUUUUACACCCGACGCUGAAAGCUACACUGGUGUAGACACAAAUGUAUUAAUCCCGCUUUCCGUAACAUGGGGUGCACUAGGUCUUGUGUCAACUGCACUCAACAUCAUCGUAUGCCUGAUAGUUCUGAGCGACCGACGGCUGUGGACAAUUACUAACUCAUUUAUAGUGUCUCUUUCGGUGGCCGACCUACUUAUAGCUGCUGCGCUCAUUCCGAUUUACAUUUGCGAGAACUUUACUAUGACGAAGACGCCAAUUACUGGGUAUGUUAUCGCCUUUCUACUUCUUGCGUCGAUCUUCAACAUCGGCGCGGUAACCUACGAGCGAUACGUGGCUCUGACCAGACCACUAGGUUACCGGGUGACAAUGAACGCUACCAGAGUAGCGGUGAUCAUCUCCCUGUGUUGGAUCUUACCUUGUUUCAUCUCGAUACUUCCAGUGGCUUGGGAUGCUGAUCCGAUGUCGAAAUAUCACAAAAUUUACCUGUUUGUUACUGUAUUUGGCUUCGUUCUGUUGCCGUGCUUGGUGAUGGUGUGGAUUUACGUGCGUCUUCUCCGCGUGGUGCGUCGAUUCAUCACUCGAAAUCGAAGGCGGUCCACUUGGGGUAACAGAACGGGGGAGCGGGCGGGGAACGAAGACAAGGCGGUGAUAGUGUUUGCUCUAAUUUUCGGGAUGUUUCUUCUCUCUUGGAUGCCACUUAUUUACAUCAACAUCUGUGAAAUAUUUGAUCAGCUUAACCUGGUCUCGUUGCCACUUCUCUAUGUUUCGUUUUAUACUUUGCUUUUCAACACCAUCAUGGACCCAUUGAUUUACGCGUUUUUGAAGAAAGACUUCAGCGAAAGUUUAAAGAGAAGGUUGAAAAAAGACGACUAUAACACCCCAAGAGAAGAAUCACAAGUAGAAAUAACAGUGGUUAAAUCAAAAUGUUAAAGAAAUAGUCUAAUAUCAAUUAAGAUUAAGUCGUAUUAAUUUUUUUUAUAGAGCUUUUAAGGCAGAUUACUACAACAUCAACAGAUUCGCCAUUAUCAACUGUGAUCGGAACUUCUAUUUUUUUGCGCUGCUGUGUGGGAUCCCACCCAGGAGUGACCCCGCAGGGUUUUUAGUGAAAGCCGGUUAACGCUGUUUGUUUUUCUCGCGGGCAGGCUCUCGUGUUUUUGUGGUUUUGCUUUAUGGCCACUUAAACAAAAGGUUAGCGGACUCCCUGGUGACCAAAAAUAAGUUUCUCCUUACAAUAUCAAUCAUUUUCAAAGAGAAACGCCAUGAAAAGAAAGAAAAAUGUCAGCUUGGGGGAACUUGUUUGAUGAAACAUCAGAAUCUCAGAAUAAAAGUUAUGAUUAAUGUAUGACAGGCCGUGCGGAGAAUUGAUAUUUUGUGCGUGAAAAUUUUCACAUGUCGAAUUUUUUCUUGAAUUUUUACAACACAAAAGGAAAUCGCGUAAAUUCGAUUAUCUUUUCAAGAUUUAUGGGCUCGAUUGACAUUUAGUUUCAGCUGAAAUUUUUCUUUUUCAGUGAAUUAAGCCUGAAAACCUUUCACGAUAUCAAGUGGCCGUGAACAUCAGUUUUACGAGCAGUUUAUCUCGUAUUUUUGUUUCUUCAGCAAAAACAUCCUUUUGAACGCCACUUUUAACUUUC
This is a messenger RNA of Pocillopora verrucosa, 2105 nucleotides long. Lineage: Eukaryota; Metazoa; Cnidaria; Anthozoa; Scleractinia; Pocilloporidae. The record is from RefSeq and is a predicted model, not a curated record.